UCUAUUUGUUCGAUUUAUUAUCACCCAAACAAAAUUGAUAUAAUUUACAAAAGAAAAUGUUUGAUUUAAUUCAGCUUUUGGUAAAUAUUUAAAAGGAAUAUUCACUCGUACAUUUUAACAGAGAUAGAGUAGAGAGAGAGAGAGAGAGAGAGAGUUGGACACGACAAGCUGUUCCUAACACCAGCGAGAGUCGCGAGAUAAAACAGCGAAGUGUGAUAUAAAUUUGAAGUCUUUAACAAGAAAAAUGGUGGAAGUGUGGUGGCCUCUGUUAGCAGCAGCAGUCCCUGCGCUUAUCGGAGGACAAGCAUUGAGGAUAAAGAAGAGACGCGGGGAAGAAGAGAGGAUCAAGAGUGCUCGAGGAAGAGAGAAAAGCUCUGACGAGAUCUUUGUCUGCGAAAGAGUUUGCACUUCCAAAAGAAUGCUGAAGAAAGUUGGAGCCUUCUCUAAAGAUCCUAUUCCCGACACUUGUGUUACUGUCUGCGGUGUAUCUGAGCUUGACGCUUGCUCUGAUGCUUGUGCUCGGACCGUCUGCGUGAACCAGCACCAAGUUGCUAACUGGAAUGACAUUUGUCUAAGGAGGUGUCAGAGUGAGUGUCUUAAGCUCUCUUCUUCUUCUUCUCGCUCUUCUUGAUAUGUUUUAAGAGUUUGAAUCUCUCUUUUGUGUUGUUUGAGUUUGAGUCUGAACGCUAUGAUUGGUUCCUUUUGAAUCUGAAUUUUUUUUUUUGUAAGUUAAAUAACAUUAUGAGCAAAUCUUUGGUGGAUUACAUUUACAUUUCAUCA
Molecule: messenger RNA, 780 nt
Organism: Brassica rapa (field mustard)
Lineage: Eukaryota; Viridiplantae; Streptophyta; Magnoliopsida; Brassicales; Brassicaceae
Source: RefSeq, a predicted model, not a curated record